This is a messenger RNA of Cadophora gregata, 1578 nucleotides long. RefSeq lists its product as uncharacterized. Gene Ontology annotation, molecular function: methyltransferase activity. Lineage: Eukaryota; Fungi; Ascomycota; Leotiomycetes; Helotiales; Ploettnerulaceae. Bases 1 to 1578 code for a protein of 525 amino acids. The transcript has 9 exons. The record is from RefSeq and is a predicted model, not a curated record.
AUGUCUGAUCAAAAUAUUGCACCUAGAACCUCUAACGAGCUUGUGAAUGACGCGCCAGUUGAAUCAAGUAGUGCAGCAACACAUUCGGGUGGAAGCAGUCAGAGUGAAACCAUGGAAGAAAGUGCGCUUCAGCAUUUAAAUAUUGAUUACGAGAAUGAUUCUGCUAUUGGUGGUAUGACGCCGCAGACAUCGACUAUGAGCGUCAAUUCUAGUGUCUACCAAUUUGUUGAAGAGAAUGGGAGGACCUACCACAGGUACAAAGAGGGUACAUACUUCCUUCCCAAUGAUGAGGCAGAGAUGGAACGACUCGAUCUCCAACAUCAAUUGUGGAUGCUCACCUUGCGUGACGAGAUGCAUUUAUCACCAAUCAAGAAUCCUCGACAUGUUUUAGACAUUGGAACUGGAACUGGAAUAUGGGCAAUAGAAUUCGCAAACAGAUUUCCUUCAACGAAUGUGAUCGGGACUGACUUGUCUCCAAUCCAACCCGAGUUUAUUCCGUCAAAUUGCCAAUUCGAAGUAGAUGACCUCGAAGACGAGUGGAAUUAUCCCCAAAAGUUUGACCUUGUUCACGGUCGAGCUAUGGUAACAUGCUUCAAGGACCCAGCCACAGUCUUUAAAUCUGCUUUUAACUCUCUAGAACCGGGCGGAUAUUUCGAGCUUCAGGAUAUGGCUAUUCCCAUGCGCGCUAUCGACGACACUCUCAAGGGAACGGCAAUGGAAUUUUGGGCUGAUACGACCAUGAACGCUGCUGAGAAACUUGGCCGCUCUUGGAAGAACGUUGAGAAGUACUCGAAACUUAUGGAAGAAGCAGGCUUUGUGGAUGUGACUGAGAGGCACUUCCAGUGGCCUAUGAAUCCAUGGGCAAAGGGGGACCACAUGAAGAUCUUGGCUACGUACUGGAUGGAGGAUAUGUUGAGGGCUUUGGAAGGUUUGAGUAUGGCUGUCUUAACAAGAGCGGGUGGCAUGACGAAGGAGGAAGUGGAAACCUUGACAGCGAAAGUAAGGAAGGAUAUUGUGAAUAGAAAUAUUCAUGCUUAUCAACCUGUGCCAACUUCCGAUGGAUCAAUGACCUACAUGCCAACAUACUACGAAAUUCUUGGCCUCCCUCAAGCUCUUCACGAUGAGCCAAAUCUGCCGGCGCAAACCUUGCGGACCGCGUACCGACGAGCACUUCUCCAAAACCACCCAGACAAAACCACUACGAAUCAUGCCCUGAACUCGAAAGCAACCACAUAUUCGAUCGACCAAAUAUCCGAAGCGUUCAAUACUUUGGCGAACCCAAAAUCUAGAACCAAAUACGACCAGGAACUAAAGCUUCAAAGCACUAUUACACAAGAUGGAGGGGUAGCGGGCAGGCAGGUGUUUCGCACGGGCAUUGAGUCUGUGGAUUUAGAUGACCUGGAUGUUGACGAGGCACAAGGCAUAUGGUAUCGGAGUUGCAGGUGUGGUGAUGACAGAGGGUUCUUGAUCAAGGAGGCAGAUCUGGAAGAGGCUGCUGAGGACGGUGAAAUUAGUGUUGGAUGCAAGGGAUGCAGUCUUUGGUUGAAGGUCUUGUUUGGGGUCAUGGAGGACAUGUAG